AUGAUCAAAAGGCGGAUGCUUUUGGGGGACGGGUUGCAAGUUACUACAAUGAGAAUCUUCCCAAGGUUCAACGAUAGUGCAAAUGUUAUACGAUCACAUUGGCACAAUACAAUCCAAAAGAAGGUAUAUCGAUUCAACGCAAAUUACAAUAGUAUUUAUAGUUCAUAUCGAAGUGGUCACAGUGAUGAAGAUAUAUUGAGGUUUGCGUACGAAAAAUAUCUAUCUGAAAACAAUGGUGUUGCAUUCAAUCUCGAACAUGUGUGGAGAAUUGUCAAAGACCGUCCAAUGUUUACUCCACAGUCCGCUGAUCACUUUGUGGCGACAAAGAAGACGAGGACCUCAGAGUCUGGAGCAAGCAACACCUCCUCCAACCAAGAUGUGAGUAUAGACCUGGAUUAUGAAGAUACUCGUCCAAUGGGGCAAAAGGCAGCAAAAAGAAAGGGGAAAGACAAAGUAAAAUCGACCAUGGAGGAUCUGACAGUAAACUACAACAAUAUUAUCACAAAGUUCACUGAGUACACAAGCGUGAAGAAGUCCGAAGUCGAUUUGAAACAAAAACAACUUGAAGUAGAGGAGAUUAAGGCAAAAGCUGCAUUGUCCAAAUCUGAAGCUAAGAAUCGUCGCUUGAAGUUGAAGGAGUACGAAAUAUUGAACAAAGACACCUCGCAGAUGACAAAGGAGCAGCUUAUCAUACAUGAAUGCCUAUGCAAGGAUAUUAGGUCGAGAUGGAAUAUCUAA
Molecule: messenger RNA, 738 nt
Organism: Zingiber officinale
Lineage: Eukaryota; Viridiplantae; Streptophyta; Magnoliopsida; Zingiberales; Zingiberaceae
Exons: 1
Coding region: 1-738 (245 amino acids)
Source: RefSeq, a predicted model, not a curated record